Molecule: messenger RNA, 827 nt
Organism: Tremella mesenterica DSM 1558
Lineage: Eukaryota; Fungi; Basidiomycota; Tremellomycetes; Tremellales; Tremellaceae
Exons: 6
Coding region: 22-774 (250 amino acids)
Biological process (GO): maturation of LSU-rRNA from tricistronic rRNA transcript (SSU-rRNA, 5.8S rRNA, LSU-rRNA)
Cellular component (GO): cytosolic large ribosomal subunit
Molecular function (GO): structural constituent of ribosome; RNA binding
Source: RefSeq, a predicted model, not a curated record
CUUUCAAGAAUUCUGUACAAGAUGGCCCCAUCUACCAGUGUGCCUACGGCUGAGCACAUCCUCGCUCCUGAGACUCUGCUCAAGAAACGCCGAACGACAGAAACCUCUCGUGAGGCCAAACUCCAGGCUGCCAUCGAGGCGAGGAAAUUGCGAAAGGAAAAGCGCAAAGUCAUUUUCAAACGUGCAGGCCAGUACAUCCAGGAGUACAGAGAUGCCGAACGUGAGACUAUCCGCUUGAAGCGCGAGGCGAGAAAGACGGGAGACUUCUUCGUUCCCGCUCAAUCGAAAAUAUUGUUUGUGGUCAGGCUCAAGGGUAUCUCUAAAAUUGCUCCUAAACCCAAGAAGAUCUUGCAACUUCUUCGUCUUUUGCAAAUCAACAACGGUGUCUUCAUCCGUGCAACCAAAGCCACCCUGAACAUGCUUCAACUCGUCAACCCCUACGUCACCUACGGCGAGCCCAACCUCAAAGCCAUCCGCGAACUCAUCUACAAACGUGGUUACGCCAAAAUCGACGGUCAACGUAUCCCCAUCACCGACAAUCAGAUCAUCGAGAAGCAACUCGGCAAACAUGGUAUCAUCUGUAUGGAAGAUCUCGUGCACGAGAUUGCCACUUGUGGACCCAACUUCAAACAAGCUACCCAGGCGCUCUGGCCAUUCAAGCUGUCCAACCCUAACGGCGGCUGGCGUCCUCGCAAGUUCAUUGGAUACGUUGAGAAUGGUGACGCCGGAGACAGGGAGACCAACAUGAGUAAGCUCAUCCAUCAGAUGGUUUGAGUGAUGUCUGGGGAACUCGUUUUCGUAUUGCCAUAUGUACCCAUGACCACGCA